This is a messenger RNA of Neospora caninum, 1233 nucleotides long. RefSeq lists its product as hypothetical. The transcript is spliced from 4 exons. The coding region runs from base 1 to 1233 and encodes 410 amino acids. Gene Ontology annotation, molecular function: endopeptidase inhibitor activity; proteasome binding. The record is from RefSeq and is a predicted model, not a curated record. Gene Ontology annotation, biological process: proteasome-mediated ubiquitin-dependent protein catabolic process. NCBI's taxonomy places the organism in Eukaryota, Apicomplexa, Conoidasida, Eucoccidiorida, Sarcocystidae.
AUGACAGGUCCGACGAACGGACCGGUUGCAGCCUCAAGUCCUCCUCCCCUGGGCGCUGCAGAGAGCGACCGCACACACACUCUUCAGUCUUUGCUGCUGCUAAAGACCACACUCUUCCGAGACGCCGCGGAGGCGUUAACACUUGUCGUUCACGCGGCUUUGCUGGACAGCGGUUUCGUGCCUCUCGAACGCGGCGCGCGCACCGAGCUCAGCUACGCAGGUUCCCAAGGCCUCUGUUCGGAAGUGAACACCCCGUCGGGGGAUUUUGUUCGCCUUCCGGACGGUCGCGUGGCACGUGUCGUCUACACUCCGGCGGCCUUCUCUCCGGAUGAAACCGGGCGCACGUUCUCAACCACGCUGGUGUAUGCGCUCCCGCGCAGACUUGAUGGAUUGAGAGGCGCGAAGAAGCCGGAGGCGCGCGUGCAGGUCAGAUGCGCCGUGGUUGGGCAUGUCCUCGCGGUCCAUGUGUCUGACGAAGCUCGCCAAGAGGAAACCGUGGCAGCAGAGUUCCCCCUUGAAGCUGCCAAAGCGCUCCUGGAACUCGACGCGCGGCGAGGAGGAGGCACGUCGGGCGUGCUUUCUGCCGACGCUGGCGAAGAAAAAGACGCCCGAGAAGACGCCCCACGAGCGCUUCCCGUAAUUGCCCGAAGUGUACUCGCCGCCGUCGAAGACCGCUUGGUCUCCCCUCUGGUCCGUGCCUACGCUCCGCCGAAACCGAUGGAUCCCACUGCCUCGGAGAGUCCAGCUAAACCAGCGGAAGGGUCUGCUCUCCCGCCGCCGCGUACGGGUUCUGAGACCACUUCGUCGCGUCCCCCCGUCUCUCCAACCUUGCCGGCUGAGGGCCCGAGUGUAGGCGCCCACGACCUGCGUCCUCCAGGCUUGCCGGACUUGACAAGACGACCGGAGGAAGGCUUUCCUCUAGGGCUAGACGAAGGAGACGGCGGAACACAUGUCGGUCCACGCCAUCCGUUCUUUAGAGGCGGCGACCGAGGAGCCCCCGGCAGUUUCCCCAUGCCCCCGCUUCCUCCGGGUUUCGUCCCUGGCGCCCGCUACGACCCCAUUGGGCCCUUCGGCGUGGAGCCCAACCCGGACCAUGAGCGACCGCAGCGCUGGGACAAUAGAGGCGACCUGGAUCCUCCCGGCGGCGCGGGGUUUGGCGCUGGCAUCGGAGGCAUCGGGAAUUUCGGUGGAGGGAGGGGCGGAGGAGGAGGGUUCGGCGGCGGGAUAAUCUAG